This is a messenger RNA of Entamoeba invadens IP1, 1041 nucleotides long. RefSeq lists its product as hypothetical. NCBI's taxonomy places the organism in Eukaryota, Evosea, Mastigamoebida, Endamoebidae. The transcript has 2 exons. The coding region runs from base 1 to 1041 and encodes 346 amino acids. The record is from RefSeq and is a predicted model, not a curated record.
AUGGAAAGCGUUGUGAUUUUGAACACCUCAGGUGAUGUCCUUUUUCAAUCUAUCCAACAAAAGUAUCUUAAGUGCAUCGAUUUUUACGUACAGAAUUUGCUAAACAACGAAAGAGACAAUUUUGUUAUAUCAAAUGAUGUGCUGUUUGUGAGGUACAUCAGAAACGGACUGCACUUCUUGACAUUCACAGAAAAAAACUACUCCGUUGCCAUCUGCAUCUCUUUGCUGCAACAAAUAGCAACAGCCAUUGGAGAUCUAUGCAACGGGACGAACGAAAACGAAAUACGAACAAACCUUAUUCGAGUAAGUGAGAUUAUCGACGAAUUGACAAAAAAGAUAUCCCUUAAACCGUACCACAUUGUCUCCCCGUUAGUCUCCACUUUUUCAUUGUCUCAAAUGUUUAGUGGAAAUGAGAAUGAUGGAAUUUUUGUCGAACACAUUGAAACACUCAGCAGCAAUGGGAACAUUUCUGGUAUUAUAAACAUUAAAAGCUCUGUACCACAACAAUUCAACUUCGUGUUAAAACACCCGGAAGAUGUAGUUUUUUAUGGAACAAAACCACAGAAUGGUUUUGUAUCGAUCCCACUCUUGUUCGGAACUACUCGUGUACUCUCAUACAAAAUGCACAAAGAAGUAAACCCACCAUUUUUGAUCCAGAUGAAAGUCGAGAAAAACGAAAAUUACAUCAAAUUUGUUGUAUCAGUAACACAACGUGUAAUCGGAAAGUGCUAUUUGAUAUUCCAUCGACCAAGCCAUAUCACAACCGUGAGGACCAUUGAUGGAAAUGGGGUUUUGGAUCUUCUCAGUUAUCACGACAAAGUGCGCUAUUCCGUUAUUGGGACGGGUUCUUUGAAGUUCUCAUACCAAGAUGGUGUGGUUCCGUGUGUUUCUGAUUUCCCUUUUGUGACGGUUGAAUUUGAAGCAGAAAAGACAAUUGUGUCUGGGACCCAAAUCAUUCGCCUAUCUCCGGAGAGAAAGGAAACACCGGUUUAUCUUAAGCAAGCCACAAAACAAGGCUCUUGGACAAUAAGAGUUGUGUAA